AUGGAAGAAGAAAUUCCCGGCCGAGCAAUGCAUCUGGACCCAUUGUGGGAAGACAAGCUGGAGAAACGGAGGGAGGAAGAGGACACAGACUCAACUCUGGGACAGGACCAACAGCACCGUCACACCUGCAUUGGGUGGAAAGACCAACGAGUACGUUCGAGCAGAAAUAAUGAGGAUAUGAGGAUAGUGAUGGUGGGGAAGACUGGAAUUGGGAAGAGUGCCGCUGGAAACACCAUUCUGGGACGACAGUGCUUUGAAUCAAAGUUCAGUGCAAAGUCUAUGACUGUAGACUGUUCCAAGGGCAAAGCUGAGGUGGAUGGGCAACAGGUGGCUGUUAUCGACACCCCAGGCCUGUUUGACACUAGGUUUGGCAUGGAUAGAACAACUAAAGAUAUAUGCCAGUGCAUCUCUUAUGCUGCUCCUGGACCCCAUGUGUUCCUGGUGGUCAUCCGGCUGGGCAGAUACACCGAAGAGGAAAUGCAGACAGUGCAAAGGAUUCAAGAAAUCUUUGGACAGGCUGCAGACAGAUACAGCAUGGUUCUCUUUACUCAUGGGGACCUUCUUGAAGACACAACUAUUGAAGACUUCUUGAUGGAAUCCUCAGACCUGCAAGAACUCGUGACCAGAUGUAAUGGCCAGUACCAUGUCUUCAAUAAUAAGCUGAAGGAUCGCUCUCAGGUCACUGAGCUGCUCCAGAAGAUCAGAAAUCUAAACCAGAAGAACGGAGGAAGCCACUACACAAACGAGAUGUUCCAAGAGGCCGAGAGGGCAGUCGAAGAGGAGAAACAACGCAUCCUGAAAGAGAAAGAAGAGCAAAUACGCAAAGAAAAAGAGGAAGUGGAGAGAAAACUUCAGGAAAAAUAUGAAAAACAGAUGAAGAAAAUGAAUGAACAACUUCAGGCUGAGAGAGAGAGGGAGAGGAAAGAGAGAGAGAAGGAGAGGGAGAGGGAGAGGCAGGAAAUGAAUGAGGAGAGAAAGAGGGAGAAGGAGGAGAGA
Perca fluviatilis (European perch) is the source of this 996-nucleotide messenger RNA. Its product is annotated as GTPase IMAP family member 9-like. The annotation marks the transcript as partial. The transcript has 3 exons. The record is from RefSeq and is a predicted model, not a curated record. Gene Ontology annotation, molecular function: GTP binding. Lineage: Eukaryota; Metazoa; Chordata; Actinopteri; Perciformes; Percidae.